Stegastes partitus (bicolor damselfish) is the source of this 694-nucleotide messenger RNA. It is a transcript of the gene rgs5b, whose product is annotated as regulator of G protein signaling 5b. Bases 104 to 631 code for a protein of 175 amino acids. The transcript has 5 exons. The record is from RefSeq and is a predicted model, not a curated record. NCBI's taxonomy places the organism in Eukaryota, Metazoa, Chordata, Actinopteri, Pomacentridae.
CCAGCUGAGAGCUCAGUCACUCACAACAGGGAGGACAGGAAGACACGCACUUGACAAACACUUGUGAAAACCUUUGGAACUAAUCCACCAGAAGCGUCUCAUCAUGUGCAGAGGACUCGACUCGCUGCCCAUCACCUGCCUGGAGAGGGCGAAGGAGCUGAAAGCGUUGUUUGGAAGUUUGCUACAGAAGUCGGACCACACCAUCGCCAAGAAAAGUGAAAAACUGAAGUUGAAUAUCAAUGAGCCCCUGAAGUGGAAGGAGUCAUUCGAGAAACUGUUGUCCAGCCAAAAUGGACUGUGUUUGUUCAGAACCUUCCUGGUGUCUGAGUUCAGCGAGGAAAACAUUGCCUUCUACCUGGCGUGUGAGGACUACAGGGCGACCAAACCGUCCAAGCUCGACGCCAAAGCCAAGAAAAUCUACGACGAGUUCAUCGGCUCCGAUGCGCCACGAGAGGUAAAUCUUGACCACGUGACCAAAGCGAUCACCAAGGAGAACGUGGAGCAGCCCACCCUGUCCAGCUUCGACCUGGCCCAAGCCAGAAUCUACACCCUGAUGGAGAAGGACUGCUACCCUCGCUUCCUCAAGUCCUCAGUGUACCUGGAGCUGACGAGGAAGACCAAGAGAGGCUAACUGACUUUUUUUUUUUUGUUCCUGCGAGCGGCAGACAUAAUGUGAUUACUCCUCAAAAAGGGA